GCAAGAAUAACUGGGAGGUUAAAAAAAAUGCUUGUAGAAAUGAAGAAGCUAGUAAUAAUGUGAGAAAAUGAAGCGAGAGGAAAGUUUUUGUUGUGUAUUUAAUAGAAACAGAAAUAUAUGGUCAGAGUGUGGGAGCUAUAAGUUUUGUGUACACGAAGCCGAAGACAAAAGCCGGCUUCUUCUUCUUCGAAAUUUCUUCCUUUCUCAGCUUUAACUUCAACUUCAACUUCAAUUUUUUAUUUUUCCCUUCUCUCUAUUAUUCUUAUUUAGAAGUUGGAUUCAUUUCAUCGUUUGUUUUUUAUGAUGAUUUGAUCGGAUAACAGUAAGAGAGAGGAGAGUGCCCAAAAAAAUUUUGUUUAUAGAAAACAGGAUUGGAUAUGAAACGUUGAUUAGCUUUUUUUUUUUCUAUUGUAAAUCUGAUAUAUUUCAGAAAUUUGAGGAUUUUUUUUUCUUCUUUGCGUUUGGUUUGAUUUGGAGAGGAUGGGUUGUUUUCCCUGUUUCGACUCAAAGGAAGAGGAGAAGUUAAAUCCUGUCAAAGAAACCGAUGAUCGAAAGCAAAGCCGACCAACCGUUUCCUCUAACGUUUCCAGGUUAUCUUCAGGAGGGGACAGGCUUAGAUCAAGAAGUAAUGGAGAGUCCAGAAGGGAAUUACCAAGUCCCAAGGAUGGGCCUGGUGUCCAAAUUGCUGCUCAAACUUUUACUUUCCGAGAGCUUGCAGCUGCAACAAAGAAUUUCAGGCCAGAGUCUUUCUUAGGGGAAGGUGGAUUUGGACAUGUGUACAAAGGGCGGCUUGAGAGUACUGGUCAGGUAGUUGCAGUCAAACAGUUGGAUAGAAAUGGUCUCCAGGGUAACAGGGAAUUUCUGGUUGAGGUUCUCAUGCUCAGCCUCCUUCAUCAUCCUAAUCUUGUUAACCUGAUUGGUUAUUGUGCUGAUGGAGAUCAGCGGCUUCUUGUCUAUGAAUUCAUGCCCUUGGGAUCCUUGGAAGAUCACCUUCAUGAUCUUCCACCUGAGAAGGAACCACUAGAUUGGAACACAAGAAUGAAGAUAGCAGCAGGUGCAGCUAAAGGUUUGGAAUACCUUCAUGAUAAAGCAAACCCUCCUGUUAUUUACAGGGACUUCAAGUCCUCCAACAUAUUACUGGAAGAAGGAUUUCACCCGAAGUUAUCUGAUUUUGGGCUUGCAAAACUUGGUCCUGUUGGAGAUAAAUCACAUGUUUCCACCAGGGUUAUGGGCACAUAUGGUUAUUGUGCUCCUGAAUAUGCCAUGACUGGUCAAUUGACAGUGAAAUCUGAUGUUUAUAGUUUUGGGGUUGUCUUCUUAGAGCUAAUUACUGGACGGAAAGCUAUUGACAGCACACGACCCCAUGGAGAACAGAACCUUGUCACAUGGGCUAGUCCAUUAUUCAAUGACCGCCGCAAAUUUUCAAAAUUGGCAGAUCCUCGAUUGCGGGGACGAUAUCCAAUGCGAGGUCUCUAUCAAGCUCUAGCUGUGGCAUCCAUGUGCAUUCAAGAGCAGGCUGCCACACGUCCUUUGAUUGGCGAUGUGGUUACUGCUCUUUCGUAUUUGGCAAAUCAGGCAUACGAUCCUAACACAACAGGUCAUGUUUACAGAGGCUCUGGAGAUAAGGACGACAAAAGAUAUAAAGAUGACAGAGGAGGAAGGGUAUCAAAGAAUGACGAAGGAGGAGCAUCUGGCCUUAGGUGGGAUUUGGAAGGUUCUGAGAAGGAAGACUCCCCCAGAGAAACUGCCAGGAUGUUGAAUAGGGAUUUGGAUAGGGAACGGGCUGUAGCCGAGGCCAAGAUGUGGGGUGAGAAUUGGCGAGAGAAAAGGCGACAAAGUGCACAGGGUAGUUCCGAUGGGUCUAAUGGGUAGUAUCCAAACUAAACCGGUGUGCACCAUAUUCCACCACUGUGUUUAACCAGCUUUCUCACGUGACCCGGUGAAGAAGGAUUUCUAGUUUUCUUCUGCCUGCCCCAUCCAAAAAGUUUUGCAAUACUUUCUUCCUUCCUCCAAAGCGAAGACAGGUGGUGCUCUCUGUAAGAAUUUUGGUGCUGACAUGCUCUUAACCCCUCCCUCCCUUUUUUACUUUUUCAAAUUUUUGUUCUUUUUUCUUUUCUUUACUUUAUAUCCUUUCUUUAAAGCAUAGAAGAAGAUGAUGAUGAGAGUGUACAUUAUUAUCAACUAGGAGAGCAAGAGAAGAACAAGACGUAUUUAUAAAAUUUUGAGAGUAAAGACGUCUGGGUCAAUGUUAUCCUUGCUCUUGUUGUGUCCCCUUUGGUACGGAACAUUUCUGUCUGUUGUCUGUUAUGUUGUAUCCAUCUUCGGUACACAAACACAUUUUACCAACUAAUUCAGGUCAUUUCAACCAAA
Messenger RNA from Durio zibethinus, 2370 nucleotides. RefSeq names its product serine/threonine-protein kinase PBS1. Lineage: Eukaryota; Viridiplantae; Streptophyta; Magnoliopsida; Malvales; Malvaceae. Gene Ontology annotation, molecular function: ATP binding; protein kinase activity. The record is from RefSeq and is a predicted model, not a curated record. Gene Ontology annotation, biological process: protein phosphorylation.